GAAACAAAGCUGUCAAAAAACGUGUUUGCGUUCUCUAUUCUAGUUAUAUUCUUCCUCUUUGAAACGCUCAAUUGUCAUAAAAUUAAUAUAACUUCUUCGAUUCACCAUAAUUCCCAAAUACUGUAGCUAUUUGAAGUUUGGAACGAGAUUCCCUUUAUGAAAGUCGUAAAAACGUGUGUCGAAUUUUGAGGUUAACUACCAGGGAUUUAGUUCAAAGUAAACGUAAAAUCCAUAAUAAAAACUGAAUAAUCUUCUCAAAAUGAGUAAGCGAUUAAAAUUGGAGACCUUAGGUACGUCCAAAUCUCUGCGUUCACGAAAAUCGGUAGAAAAAACGGACGAUCUCACUUCUGAAACAUCUCAGUUCUUUGUUAGCCAAAAUCAACAAGAGGAAGAUGCGCAUAUUAAAAGACCUGAAAAAAAAUCUAAACCUAGAGCAAAAAAACGAAUUCCGGUAAAAAUAGAAUGCGAAGAUUUAAAAGAAAGCCAAGAUUUGAAAGACAGCAAAGAUGAAAUUUCGUCCAAACUGGGUGGUGGUUGGAAGCCCAAAAAUUGGGAAGCAAUUUUGAAAAAUAUCAGGGCAAUGAGAAAAGAAGAAAUUGCUCCUGUCGAUGAGAUGGGAUGUCACAAAUGCGCUGAUGCUAAUGUUAGCAAACCGAUUUAUAGGUAUCAGUCGUUAUUGGCAUUAAUGUUAAGUAGCCAGACAAAAGAUCAGGUUACUCAUGCUGCAAUGCAAAGACUUAAGGAUUUUGGCUGCACUCCUGAUUCCAUUAUUGCUGCUUCCGAUGAAGAUCUAGGAAAGCUUAUUUACCCUGUCAGCUUUUGGAAGAGAAAGGUAGAAUAUUUGAAGAAGACUUCAGUGAUUCUAAAGGAAAAAUACAAUGGUGACAUUCCAGAUACAGCGCAAAAACUAUGCGAAUUACCAGGUGUUGGCCCAAAAAUGGCUCACAUUUGCAUGCAGAUCGCUUGGGACCAAAUUUCUGGAAUAGGUGUCGAUACACACGUCCACCGUAUUAGUAACCGUUUAGGAUGGGUAAAAAAAUCAACUAAAAGUCCAGAAGAUACUAGAAAAGAAUUGGAAGCCUGGCUACCGAGAGAUUUGUGGGCAGAAGUAAAUCAUCUACUCGUGGGAUUCGGUCAAACUGUUUGCAUGCCUCAAAGACCCAAAUGUAGCGAAUGUCUCAAUAAGGAUAUCUGCCCCUUUCCGAAAAAGAAUGGAGUAUUUAAAAAGUGAACGACUAUUUUUUAAGGACUUGGCCCUUACAACGUAUGUAUUAAAAUUGUUUAUAAUUUUGUUUAGAAUAUGAAAAACAUUUUAAAAAUAUACGAAAACGCGUUACUAUUAGUUUUAUGUAAAUUUAACUGUAAAUUUACUAUUUUUGAUAAAUAUUAAGCUAUGCAGAUCAGUUUUUCAUAAGAUAUAUAAAAAAUAUGCUAAUCACAAAAU
Molecule: messenger RNA, 1444 nt
Organism: Belonocnema kinseyi
Lineage: Eukaryota; Metazoa; Arthropoda; Insecta; Hymenoptera; Cynipidae
Gene: Nthl1
Product: endonuclease III-like protein 1
Exons: 2
Coding region: 260-1231 (323 amino acids)
Biological process (GO): base-excision repair; nucleotide-excision repair; base-excision repair, AP site formation
Cellular component (GO): nucleus
Molecular function (GO): oxidized pyrimidine nucleobase lesion DNA N-glycosylase activity; DNA-(apurinic or apyrimidinic site) endonuclease activity; 4 iron, 4 sulfur cluster binding
Source: RefSeq, a predicted model, not a curated record